This is a messenger RNA of Papaver somniferum (opium poppy), 1820 nucleotides long. RefSeq names its product protein trichome birefringence-like 2. Gene Ontology annotation, molecular function: O-acetyltransferase activity. The transcript is spliced from 5 exons. Bases 125 to 1510 code for a protein of 461 amino acids. Gene Ontology annotation, cellular component: Golgi apparatus. NCBI's taxonomy places the organism in Eukaryota, Viridiplantae, Streptophyta, Magnoliopsida, Ranunculales, Papaveraceae. The record is from RefSeq and is a predicted model, not a curated record.
CUUAGUAGCUUCUUAAUUAUCUCUGUACCAUGGUUACAAGUUACGAGGAAAAAUUAAUAUCAAAGUAAGAGCUAAUCUAAUACAGGAAAAUUUGAUUGCAAAGUCAUUAGGAAAAAAGAUUGUGAUGAAGAAGCUUAGUAUUUGGGAGACGGUAUGUAAAUUAUCAGGGAUAUCGUCGUACCAUCAUGGUUCAAAGCAGAGAAAAGGGUUAUUAACGUCAAUAUUUCUUGGUUCUAGUUUCGUCUUACUUGUUCUUACACUUGUUAGCAUCAUCUUCCCAUCUAUUUUUUCUACACUUAUAAUUAGUAACUCAAGUGUUGUUGUUCAUAAUGAUCUCACCGGAAAAUCGGUGGUUCCACAAGUCAGUGUUGUUCCAACCUCUAGUACAAAAUUGUAUGAUCAGAAGCAAGGGGAUGCAGGAGAUGUACUUGAUUCUUCUAUUGGUGCCGGCGGUGAUUGUGAUAUUUUUGAGGGGGAAUGGGUAAUGGCCAAUGAUACAAAACAGUAUUAUCCUCCUGGUGAAUGUCCUUACCUGGAAACUGAACGAUCCUUUGAUUGUCACCAUAACGGGAGACCGGAUAAUGAGUACUUGAAAUGGCAGUGGCAGUGGCAAUCUGACCCAAAAAAUGCAGGGUGCAAUAACAAUAUACCCAGCUUCCUCAACGCAACCGAUUUCCUAGAGAGAUUGAGAGGGAAAAAAUUGGUUUUUGCAGGGGAUUCCUUGAAUAGGAAUAUGUACAUAUCUAUGGUGUGCAUACUUUGGAAUGUAAUUCCUGACAAGAGCAGAAUUGUGAGAAGUAGAGGAGAUUUCACUACAGUAUACAAGGAUUACGAUUGUACCGUAGCAUUUGUGUGGACUGCAUUUCUGGUAAACCAUCUUGGGGUGCAUACACCAGAAAAUGAGACUCUAAGGCUGGACUUGAUUGACGAGGCAUCAGCAUCUGGAUAUCGAGACGCUGACAUAAUAGUUUUUGAUUCAUGGCAUUGGUGGGAUGGUGGGAAAACUCAUAGAGGAAUUAACUUCUUCCAAGAAGGCAAUUACUUGUACCCAAAGCUGGAUAUAAAUAAAGCAUUCAAGAAAGCCCUUACUACUUGGAGAAAAUGGAUCGACAGGAACAUUGAUUUUGAUAAAACUCAAGUUGUAUUCAGAGGAUUUUCUCUAACCCAUUUCGCGGGAGGGAAAUGGAACACAGGUGGAGGAUGCAACCUAGAAACGGAUCCGAUCCCGAGUAAUGAAACAUAUGUAAAGCCAUCCCCAAUUCAAUGGGAAAUACUCGAAAACACUCUUCGAAAAAUGAAGACUCAUGUUUUGUAUAUGAACAUCAGUAAGGUUACAUAUUAUCGAGCCGAUGCACACCCUUCCGUGUAUGGAAAAAAUUACACUGCUCAAGAGAGAAAAAUAGCUAUUCAGGAUUGCAGUCAUUGGUGCUUACCAGGUGUACCUGAUACAUGGAAUGAGUUGUUGUAUGCUACUCUUUUGAAGGCUGGUAAAGGAUCUUUCGGAACCUAAAUGUAAAAAACUUAUAAUUAUUAUUCACUGCAGUAGAAACGAAAAGACAGGGAAAUAACUUGAAACACUUAGGUAGAAGAGCUACCUACCAAAAGAGUCAUACCUACACUUAGGUUAUGCUAGUGGCAGCUUUGUUACAACUAUUAUUUCAUUUGAGUUUCUCCACAAGAUUUCAGAAGCUCAAUAAAAGUGUCACGAGGAAAUUGUCGACUAAUGCAUUUGACUGUAUCUCUGAAUGCUCGGUCCUAUUCCAGCAUUACAAUUUUUGAUGACUUUGAACUAUGAUAAAUAAAUUAUGACAGUUGAAUAA